AUGCCCUCGCUCGUCGUGUUCGUGCUGCUGACGGUACUGGACUUGUGCGUGCCGUUUUAUCACGAUCAGUUCGCUCUUCACAUUCCGGAUGGGUCCAAUUAUGCGGAUGAUCUGGCUCAUAGACAUGGUUUUGUUAACCAUGGACAGAUUGGGAGCUUAAAAAAUUUCUUCUUGUUUUCCCAUCCUAAAAUCAAUAAAAGAUCUAUUAAUGCAAGUAUCGAUUACAUGAAUCGCUUAAAGAACGAUCCCCAGGUCAGAUGGGUGAUGCAGCAAAGAGAAUUAAGGAGAACAAAAAGGGACCAUCAAUGGAAACCAAGAAAUAUAAUGCAUCAGGCUAACCCGCCGCCCUUCCCUGACCCAUUGUUUAAAGAACAAUGGUACUUGAAUGGCGGUGCGGCGGGUGGAUUAGAUAUGAAUGUUGGUUAUGCUUGGAGAAAAGGAUAUACGGGAAAAGGGGUUGUAAUUACAAUAUUGGAUGACGGAAUACAACCCAAUCAUCCAGAUUUAAUACAAAAUUAUGAUCCAGCUGCAUCAACUGAUAUAAAUGGGAAUGAUACAGACCCAACGCCUCAAGACAAUGGUGACAAUAAACACGGUACCCGAUGUGCCGGGGAAGUAGCUGCUGUUGCAUAUAAUAGAUACUGUGGCGUCGGCAUUGCGUAUAACGCUAGCAUUGGAGGUGUUAGGAUGCUAGAUGGUUUAGUAAAUGACGCAGUAGAAGCUCAAGCACUCGGCUUUAAUACUCAUCAUAUCGAUAUUUAUAGUGCUUCAUGGGGACCCGAGGAUGACGGAAAGACUGUUGAUGGGCCAGGACCUCUAGCAAGAAGAGCUUUCAUUAAUGGUGUUACUAAUGGCAGAGGUGGUAAAGGAUCUAUUUUUAUAUGGGCCUCAGGCAACGGCGGAAGACAUACAGAUUCCUGUAAUUGUGAUGGUUACGCAAAUAGCAUAUUUACAAUAUCUAUAUCGAGUGCUACACAAGGCGGGUACAAACCAUGGUAUUUAGAGGAGUGUUCAUCUACUUUGGCAUCGACGUACAGUUCCGGUACUCCUGGGCGGGAUAAGAGUGUUGCAACAGUAGAUAUGGACGUGCAAUUAAGGCCUGACCAUAUCUGCACAAUGGACCACACUGGAACAUCUGCCUCAGCACCCUUGGCUGCGGGAAUAUGUGCUUUAGCAUUGGAAGCAAAUCCUUUAUUAACUUGGAGAGAUAUGCAACACCUUAUUGUUAUGACUUCACGAUCGCAACCAUUGGAAAAAGAGGAAGGGUGGAUUGUAAACGGAGUUAAAAGAAAAGUGAGUCACAAAUUUGGAUACGGCCUAAUGGAUGCUGCACAAAUGGUUUCUUUGGCAGAGCAAUGGGUUAGUGUACCGCCGCAACAUAUUUGUAAGUCACAGGAAAUAAAUGAAGACAAAUCAAUUGAAACUUCUUUCGGUUAUACCAUUUCAGUACAUAUGGAUGUAAACGGUUGUAGUGGUACUAUGAACGAAGUCAGGUUCUUAGAACACGUCCAAUGCAAAAUCUCACUGAGUUUUUUUCCUAGGGGAAAUUUAAGAAUUUUACUCACUUCGCCUAUGGGAACUACGUCAACUCUUUUGUUUGAAAGGACACAUGACGCAACAAGUUCCAAUUUCGAUGACUGGCCAUUCUUAAGUGUACAUUUUUGGGGUGAAAAUGCAGAAGGACGGUGGACUUUACAAAUAAUAAAUGCGGGAAAUAAUCAUGUGACUCAAAUUGGUGUCCUUAAAAAGUGGCAGUUAAUAUUUUAUGGAACGGCAACAAAUCCAGUAAGAUUAAGAAAUAAAAGUUAUUUUGAUUCAAAUAACCUAUACAAGAAUCAGAAUAGCUAUCAUAUAAAUGAUGUAUACGACGUCUCAGAAUACUCACAGUUUUUAAACGAAAUUGAGCUAGGCUUAUCAGAUAGAAAGAGUAAUAGCAACAAUAUUCCAUCAGCACAGAGGAAAAACGUCCUUGCAGAUGCCAACGAUAAGCAAGUACAAAGAAUGUGUGACCCUGAAUGCGAUUCUCAAGGUUGUUAUGGGAAAGGUCCUACGCAGUGUGUGGCAUGUAAACAUUAUCGUUUGGACAAUUCAUGUGUUUCCAGAUGUCCUCCUAGAAGCUUUGUAAAUCAAGGCGGAGUGUGUUGGCCCUGCCACGAAUCAUGUGAAACCUGUGCUGGUGCCGGUCAAGACUCUUGUCUCACUUGUGCUCCGGCUCACUUACUAGUAACAGAUUUAGCGGUAUGCUUACAACAAUGUCCAGAUGGAUAUUACGAAGAUCCAGAUGCAAAUGCUUGUUUUCCUUGUGCUGAACAUUGUGACACUUGUGCUGAAAAAGCAGAUAUGUGUUCUUCGUGUGCUCAUAGUUAUGUUUUGUAUAGUGGCUCUUGUUUAGCGUCAUGCCCACCGGGAACUUUCCAAAAGGAUGAUUUUGGAUGCAAACUAUGCCAUGAAAGUUGCGAAUCAUGUAGUGGUCCAAAUGACACAGAGUGUGUUUCAUGUCGUAUAGGACAUUACGCUUACAAGAAUCGCUGCAUUACUCAGUGCCCCAUUGAGUACUACGCGGAUGUUCAAAGGAGGGAAUGUUUACCGUGUCCUUUAGGAUGUGCGGUAUGUACAUAUGCCAUUUGCUCGCUUUGUAUGGAGAAAUGGGUUCUCACAAAAGGAGGGAAAUGUAUUCCUGAAGGCAGUGAAAAGUGUGAUACUAGUGAAUAUUACGAAGCAGGUCAUUGUAAAAAUUGUCAUUCAACUUGUGAGAAAUGCAGUGGACCUAAUGAGUGGGACUGUUUAUCCUGUUCUACUCCUUUAUUGUUGCAGGGUUCGAGAUGCGUUGCAGAAUGUGGACAAGGAUAUUUUCAAACGGCAGGAAGUUGUUCUCAUUGUCCACAUACAUGCUCAGCUUGCGUGUCAAGAUUAAAUUGUACAUCUUGUACUGGUGCUUUAAGAUUACAAUCAGGAACAUGUAGAGGAAUCUGUGCACAGGGCUACUACCCUGAUGAUGGAAUAUGUUCCAAAUGUUAUUUGUCCUGCCAAACCUGUACAGGUCCCAGGCGAGAUCAAUGUGCGUCUUGUCCUCCCGAUUGGCGAUUAGCAGCCGGAGAGUGUAGACCGGAAUGUCCGCAGAACUUUUUCCCCUGGGGUGACAGUUGCCGUCGUUGUCAUCAUUAUUGCCAAGAUUGUCAUGGAGCUGGACCGCAACGAUGUACUUCGUGUCCACAUCACUUUUCCUUGGAAAAUGGUCUGUGUAUUGAAUGCCUUAGUUCUCAAUAUUAUGAGCCCAGAUCAAGAACUUGCCGUCCGUGCCAUGAGUCUUGCCGAUCUUGUUCAGGACCUGGACCUACCAGUUGCGUUACAUGUGCCCACCCACUUCGAUUAGAUAGAGUGAAUCACAAAUGUUUGCCGUGUUGCAUGGAAAACAUAUCUUCUAUGUUCUUAAUCCUAAAUCAAACAAUGGAUUGCUGCCAUUGUGACAAAGAUUUGGGUGGCUGUUUAAAUGGAUCAUCAGCUGGAAAACGUCGUAUCGCAGAAAACAUCAAGACACAUUUGACCGCAUCUUUUUUUGUGGACGAUACAAAAGAUCCUCCAAAUUUUUUACAGUUAGAUCGGGACUUAUUAAUUGCUUGGUGUGUUGGCGCAGCCGUCGGUGUUAUUGUUGCAGGGUCACUUAUUAUAAUAUUAAGAUCAAAGAAACGAAAACAUCGUACGUUGUUUCCGAGGGCCUUUUAUUCACAAUUAACAACAGUCGAUGACGAUCUGGUUACACUUGCCACAUCUACCACUAUAUUAAAGGUGGCACCAACAGAAAACAUCGAAAUGAGAAAAACUACGACUGAAGUAGAAGAGCCAACAUAG
This is a messenger RNA of Parnassius apollo (apollo), 3849 nucleotides long. NCBI's taxonomy places the organism in Eukaryota, Metazoa, Arthropoda, Insecta, Lepidoptera, Papilionidae. The record is from the annotation of a GenBank genome assembly.